GCGCACUCUAGCAUCGAAAACUGAUUCCGCCGUGGGACGGCAAAAAAAGAGAUGUUAGCCGCCUAACCUAAAUAUGAACUCGUGAAACAAUCAGAAAAUAUCGGGAUAAUAUUAAUUAUUUAAAGUUUGAUAAUAGCUCUUUAUAUGUUGUCAACUUAUUUUUAUUAGAGAUGCUUAAACUCAGUGGAAUCCGGCGAAAUGCGUCCUCCAGACUUGCACCAAUGUCAGCAUCCUGGCAAAAACCUCUUCAAAAAUUAAGCGCAGCUUGCUCCGGUGCUGCAAAUCUCAGUCCCAAGCUUGCCCAAACCAAGGUAGAUAAACCACGAGCAAAGGGCUUGAAAAGUGAAAAGAAAGAAACUCCACCAUCGAAAAAUCUUUUGAUUCAAACAGCAUUAGAUGCCCUAAAAGUGUCAGGUUUCCAAUCACAAGAUACAGGAACGGAGGAGGCGACGAUAGAACGAAUAAAAGCUUCGACGACUGUGAGAGGUUUAUUAGAAAUGAUUGAUGUUGAAACCAUCACGGCUGAGCAUGCUCGUACUACAGUAACGAUCUUGAUGGAUUGGGUUAACAAUGGCAAAGCCAAACUCAGUGAUUUUGAUCUAGACAGUAGGUUCCUACAUCUGUGCGAUUUAAUUGCUCAGUCCAAACCAUCGAAGCAACAAACUCAACCAAGGAAACUCAAAAGUCAUGAAUUAAAUCAUGAAUUGAGUCUUAUGUACGGUCUGAACGACAUUGAUGACGUUAUAAAAGAAAUUUCCAACGUAUCAAUCAGCCACAUGAUCCAGGUGAUGAAACGAUUGGCCCAACAAAAAAGGCGUACGACGCCGUUACUCACGUCACUCUGCUAUGACAUUAGUCGAUCAAAAGAUGUACUAAACAUCAAACAAGCUUCUGAUAUUUUGUAUAGUAUGGCUGUGCUCAAUUAUUCAGACGAGGCAUUGUUAGAAAAAAUUUCAAACGAUAUCAUUGGUACGAUAAACACAGUCAACAAAAGUCCAAUAAUUGGUUCGAUCGUGACAUCACUCGGAAUUCUCCGUUAUAAAAAUACGAAAUUGAUGGACGAAUUAUCCACUUGGUACAUGAACAAUUCGAAAGAUGUACGCCGCCAAGAUUUGUGCUCGUAUUUUAUAACCCUAGCGAUGCUUGGUCACAUACCUUCCGAGUCUAAGAAAAUAAAGAAGAUAAUUAUUGAUCCGUUGGAAGAACGUGACAUGCCGAGACCUACUGAUUGGCUCAACGUUGUUUGGGCAUGGACGAUUUUACAGCUCGCAGAGAACCGGCACAUAGAAUCUAUAUUAAACAAAGCUUUCGUCGCCAAAAUAGCGAUUGACAUAGAAACACCCAAUGUUUUUAUACCAAGACAUCGCAAACUGCUAGUCAUCAAUGGAGCUGCUCAGUAUUUGACUACGAAUUAUAAUGGACCGCUUUUGGAAGAGAAUUCUCAGACAUUCGCAUCUAUGGUUCAGAGAUCAAAAGAAAAACAAAUGUUCACACAGUCGGUGACAGUCGCACUUGCAGAGAUGUUUCCUCCCCCCGAAUACAUGAAGGUUAACGUUGACUUGGGUACGGGUUUUCUAGUGGAUACUGAAAUUUGUAUAGACAGCAACGGUGAUCGAUUACCCGUUGCGAGUGAUUUAAAGACAACAAAAGGCUUCAGGAUAGCCGUGAUGUCACUCAGUUAUAACGAUUUUUGUCGAGGCAAACAUGAUCCCAUGGGCUUUUACGAAUUUUAUUUCCGAAUCCUCGAGGCUAAAGGAUAUAAAAUCCUUUCAAUUCCGUACACGGAAUACAGCACGCAAGACGAAAUGUCUUCACGGAUAUUAUACAUAAGAAACCGUAUUAAAAAAAUGCUCGAUAAAUAGUCCAACCUGACCUGAUGAUGCCAAACACCAUUCGUGAAAUUCCGCAUUCUUUAACAUUUUCCAGUGAGCGUGUCUCUUCCUGACAUGAUGGCUUCUUUUGCUGCAGUAUCGGCGAUUUCAUUUAACUUAACCCCUCGGUGACCGGGGAUCCAAUAAAACUUCUUUUCCACUUUGUUUUAAAUCUUCGAGAUUUUCUUUAAUGGAGUUAUUCAAGUAUGAAUAUCGAUGUACUUGAGGAGAGCCCGCGAGAGAUUCGAGGACGCUUUUGGCAUCGGAAAAUAAAUAGCGAAUUUACGCGCGUCAA
Messenger RNA from Venturia canescens, 2166 nucleotides. RefSeq names its product FAST kinase domain-containing protein 4. The transcript is spliced from 11 exons. The coding region runs from base 171 to 1862 and encodes 563 amino acids. Gene Ontology annotation, biological process: regulation of mitochondrial mRNA stability. NCBI's taxonomy places the organism in Eukaryota, Metazoa, Arthropoda, Insecta, Hymenoptera, Ichneumonidae. The record is from RefSeq and is a predicted model, not a curated record.